GGUACCGCCUGGCCGCUAUGGAUCUAUUCGACUUUUUCAGGGACUGGGAGUUGGAGCAGCACUGGUGAGAAACACUGAAAGUCUGCUGGGUGCAAGCUCCAAUGAUGGAUGUAUGUAAGGAGUUGAGUGAGAGAUGGACUCAGAGCUGUUCCUCCAAGGCCUUGUGUCCUCUCAUGUUUUUGGAGGAUCACAAGGCAUUCUACCAAGACUCAGAUCAGCUGUGGCUCAAGCCUCUGCCUACUUCCAAGGUCUCCAGGACAACAUGGCAGAGCCUUGCCCCUAUGUGCAUUUAUGGAUAUUGCAUCUUUCACAAAUUGAAGGAAAGACCCUCUACCAGUAAAAAGAUUACAACUUGCUUUAUUGAGAAGCUUACUUUAUUGCGGUGGUCUGGAACAGAAAAUGCAGCAUCUCUGAGUCACUAUGAACAAGACCGUACUGCACUCAAAAAAAGGGAAUGGGAGCGGAGAAAUCAAGAAGUUCAGCAAGAAGAUGAUCUCUUUUCUUCAGGCUUUGAUCUUUUUGGGGAGCCCUACAAGGUAGCUGAAUAUACAAACAAAGGUGAUGCACUUGCCAACAGAGUCCAGAGCACACUGGGAAACUAUGAUGAAAUGAAGGAUUUGUUAACUAACCAUUCUAAUCAGAAUCAUCUAGUGGGAAUCCCAAAGAAUUCCAUACCCCAGACUCCCAUCAACAAAAAUGAACCAAGCUUUUUCCCAGAACAAAAGGACCGAAUGAUCCCACCUCACCAGGAUAAUACUCACCCCUCAGCACCAAUCCCUCCACCUUCUGUUGUGAUACUGAAUUCAACUCUAAUACAUAGCAACAGGAAAUCCAAACCUGACUGGCCACGAGAUAGCCAUAACACUAGCAUUGUACCAGCCAGCCAGGCCAGUAAUCAGCCAAACAAGAUGCAGCCAUCUAUACAGGACCAGCCCCAAGCUAGACUGGAAGACUUCUUUGUUUAUCCAGCUGAGCAGCCUCAAGUUGGAGCACUUGAGGAAUCAAACCCACCAGUAAAAGAAGACAGUUAUCUCAAGUCCAGUGGAGGUGAUACAUUCAAAGAAAUCUUUCAAACCAACUCACCAGAAGCAUCUGAAUUUACAGUGCAAGUGCCUGGGUCUCCCUUACUUGCCUCCUCUUUAUUGGCUCCUAGCGGUGGCCUUUCAGUUCAAAACUUCCCACCAGGGCUUUACUGUAAAACAAGCAUGGGGCAGCAAAAACCAACUGCGUAUGUCAGACCUAUGGAUGGCCAGGACCAGACACCAGAAGUCUCUCCAACACUGAAACCUUCAAUUGAAUUUGAGAACAGCUUUGGGAAUCUGGCAUUUGGAUCACUCUUGGAUGGAAAACCCAGCACAUCCAGUUCAAAGACUAAACUGCCAAAGUUCACGAUUCUCCAAACAAGUGAAGUGAGCCUUCCCAGUGAUCCAAGCUGUGUUGAAGAAAUCUUGCGGGAGAUGACACAUUCCUGGCCAACUCCUCUCACUGCCAUACAUACUCCUGGAAACUCUGAGCAGAACACAUUUUCCAUCCCAGGACAGGAAUCCCAACAUAUGACUUCAGGAUUCACCUUACAAAAGUGGAGCGACCCAACCAGCAGAGCUUCUACAAAGAUGCUUGAAGACGACCUGAAGCUGAGCAGUGAUGAAGAUGACCUUGAGCCUGUGAAGACCUUGACCACUCAGUGCACUGCCACUGAGCUCUACCAGGCAUUUCAAAAGGCAAAACCUAAGAAUAAUUCUGUGAACCCACUCUUGGCCAAGCCUCAGCCUCCACCUGCAGUGCAAGCCAGUGGUGGAUCCGGCAGCUCCAGUGACUCAGAGAGCAGCUCAGAGUCAGACUCGGACACUGAAAGCAGCACCACGGACAGCGAAUCCAGUGAGGUGCCUCGUGUGGCCACUCCAGAGCCUGAGCCUCCCUCAACCAACAAGUGGCAGUUGGAUAAGUGGCUUAACAAGGUGACAUCCCAGAACAAAUCAUUUAUUUGUGGCCAAAAUGAGACCCCCAUGGAGACGAUUUCUGUGCCUCAUCCAAUCAUCCAACCAAUGGAAGUCCAGGUCAAAGUAAAGACAACCCCCAGCCAGAUCCUGGCUGAACCCAAAGAGAGGCCUCUCCUCAGUCUCAUCAGGGAGAAAGCCCGUCCACGGCCCACCCAGAAAACUCUAGAAACAAAGGCUUUGAAGCAUAAGUUGUCAGAAACUAUUGAGACAGCUUCUCAAAGGACAAUUGGGAAAAAACAGCCCAAAAAGGUCGAGAAGAACACCAGCUUUGAUGAAUUUACCUGGCCCAAACCAAAUACUACCAGCAGCAUUCCCAAAGAAAAAGGAAGUGUGGAGCUUCCUGACCCACCAAGAAGCCGCAACAAAGCCACUGCCCACAAACCAAUCCCUAGGAAAGAACCAAGGCCUAACAUCCCAUUGGCUGCCGAGAAGAAGAAAUAUAGAGGGACUGGCAAAAUUGUGCCAAAAUCCCGGGAAUUCAUUGAAACAGAUUCAUCUACAUCUGAUUCUAACACAGAUCAGGAAGAAACCCUUCAGAUCAAAGUCCUGCCUCCUUGCACUGCUUCUGGGGGCAAUUUUGCCAAAUCCAAGGAAACCUGUGGUGCUGACCUGACCCUCAGCACCUUAAUCAGUGGCAGCAGCAAUAACAAUUUAUCCAUCAAUAAUGAUGAGCCAACUUUUUCACCCAUCCCUGGCAUGCAAACUGACCUUCCAUCCCCUCUAAGAGAGCAAGAGAAUCCAAAAAAUCUCUGGGUAAAGAUUGACCUUGACUUACUAUCUAGAGUACCUGGCCACAACUCACUCCAAGCAGCACCAGCCAAGCCAGAGCACAAGGAGACUUCUUCAAAACCCAAGCGUCAGAUUGCUGCUGCAGCUGUGGAAAAACUCACUCCUAAGGGCAAGAGGAAGCACAAGCCAACAGAAGUAGCAGAGAAAAUUCCUGAGAAGAAACAACGCCUGGAAGAGGCCACCACUAUCUGCUUGCUCCCCCCUUGUAUCUCACCAGCCCCACCCCACAAGCCUCCCUACACUAAAGAAAAUAAUUCAUCCAGGAGAGCAAUUAGAAGAAAAGAAGAAAAGCUGUUCCCUCCUUCACUUUCCCCACUGCCAGAGGACCCUCCACGCCGUAGAAACAUCAGUGGGAAUAAUGGUCCCUCUGGUCAAGACAAAAACAUCCCUAUGAUUGGACAGAUCACCUCUGCCAAACCUAAGAGGAAUGAAGGCAAAUUCUGUGCUACUUUCAAAGGGAUAUCUGUAAAUGAGGGAGACACUACAAAAAAGGCAACUUCUGCCACCGUUACUGUCACCAACGCUGCUAUUUCCACUGCCACUGCUACUGCCAUGGUCACCACCCCUGUCAUGGCCACUGCUACUGCCACGGCUACUACCACAAGCACUACCACUACCAUUUCCACCACCACCUCUACCAUCACUACUGGCCUAAUGGGUAGCAGUCACCUGGAGAUGACGUCCUGGGCAGCCCUGCCCCUUCUUUCCACCAGCACCACCUGUGUCCGGAGACCAAAGCUCACUUUUGAUGACUCUCUCCACAAUGCAGAUUAUUACAUGCAAGAGGCCAAGAAGCUGAAGCACAAAGCUGAUGCACUGUUUGAGAAAUUUGGCAAAGCUGUGAAUUAUGCCGAUGCAGCCCUGUCUUUCACUGAAUGUGGCAAUGCCAUGGAGCGUGACCCUCUGGAAGCUAAGUCUCCAUAUACCAUGUACUCUGAGACUGUGGAGCUCCUCAGGUAUGCAAUGAGGCUAAAGAACUUUGCAAGCCCCAUGGCUUCAGAUGGGGACAAAAAGUUGGCAGUAUUAUGCUACCGAUGUUUAUCACUUCUCUAUUUGCGGAUGUUUAAACUGAAGAAGGACCAUGCUAUGAAGUACUCCAGAUCCCUGAUGGAAUAUUUUAAGCAAAAUGCUUCAAAAGUCACUCAGAUACCAUCUUCAUGGGUAGGCAAUGGAAAGAACACUCCAUCCCCAGUGUCUCUCAACAACAUUUCUCCCAUCAAUGCAAUGGGGAAUUGUAACAAUGGCCCAGUCACCAUCCCCCAGCGCAUUCACCACAUGGCUGCCAGCCAUGUCAACAUCACUAGUAAUGUGUUACGGGGCUACGAACACUGGGACAUGGCUGACAAACUGACAAGACAGAAUAAAGAAUUCUUUGGCGAUCUGGACACAUUGAUGGGGCCUCUGACCCAACACAGCAGCAUGACCAAUCUUGUCCGCUAUGUUCGCCAGGGACUGUGUUGGCUGCGCAUCGAUGCCCAUUUGUUGUAGUGGGUGCUCCCCCCAUCGCCAGUAUUACCACCCAUCACUCUUCUACCUCUACCAGAUUACCAAUGGCUACUGGUAGAAAUCCACUCAUUUGGGAAAGUUCUCUUUAUGUUUGUUUUUGUGCUUCUCUUGAUAUCUGUGAAAAACAGAAAUCAUUGUAAGUGGACACUACAACUUGAGAACAGUGUAUGUUUUAUUACUUAGUCAUUUUUAGUAUUUUGUAUGCAUUUCUUAGAUUCCACCAUCCUUUUGUGCUGGAUGGAAUGACACAGUCCCUACAGUAUUGUUUUAAGUCCACACAACCCAAAACAAAGAAUGGAAAGUACUUGUGAUAAUAACAAGUUUCUGAGAAAUAUAUAUAUGACACGAAAGACCUACAAGUAUUCAAAUUUUCAGCAAUAGUCAUUCCCCAAAUUAUAUUCUUAUGUCCAGAAAAGAAUGUAUUUCAGAAUCCAUUUUAAACUUUUGUGGUUCCCACAGACUCAGUCUUCAGGUGAGAGUUUUCAUUGUCAAAAUCCACUAGUUAGAUGGUGUAGUAAUAUCAUAAAAUCAAGAGUAUUAAGAAAAUAAAUAAAUAUAGCAAUGCCACUCUUAAAAUGAUACUGUGGCACACCACCAUAGGACAUUUUUGUUAACAUCCCCUUACCUGAUUCCCUAUUUAAAAUUUUUUAAUUAUGAGAAGGAGUGGCAACAUUUACUUCAACAACUUUUAAGGCAUCAACUGGCAUAAAUAUUUUUUAACUCCAUGAUUUUAAGUGUAAAUUUUCACCUGGGAUUAUCUUUGUGUAAAGCUCUCCUCUUGAGGGGCAGUUUAGUGGAUGCACUCCCUAGCAGCCAAAGUGCUACACUCCAGUUUUAGAGAUGAGAGAGAGGAAGUCUGGUAAACUACCAAGGAAUUCAUACCUCUGCUUCUUUUGCAGCUGGUAAGCAGGUCCAUAACUGGCAAGAUAUUUUACUACGUUUUGCUCAAAUCUCUGGAAACAAAAGUCAAAUUAUCACUACCUAGAAGUAAUAAUAUAUAGUUUGCUUUCUAGGGGUUUUAAAAUAUGGACUUCCCCAAUUAUUGUCCCUAAUCUCUAUUUUACAGGGUUUCUUUCUUCUUUUUUCUAUUCUAUUUCUUUUCUUUUCCUUUUUUGGGGGCUCAUUAGAUUUUGACUGAAAUCCAAUCACUGAUUUUAUUUAAGUCUCUAUUAGUAUGAAUCAUUUCCAUUUAAACUUCAAAGAUAAGUUCAAACUUUCUUAGUAGAGCUAGCCUUUUAACAAAACAUUAUUCUUGGGGCAAUGCUUUAACCUACAUAAUUUUGAAAGAAUCCUGAAGUUUAGGGAUGGUUCACCUAAUUUGGACAUUUCCAGAUCAGCUGCAAUUAUCCCCACCCGUUAUGUUCGUUUUAUGGCCCUAAACAUUACAAAGCAAAUAUCAUCUUUGGUGUUCCAGCUCAUCAAAGAAUCCCCCACAUGUACUAGACACUAUCCAUACAUUAGUUCUUUAUAACUACCUGUCAGUAUAUAAUUCCUCAUAGCCUUUAAUUUGCUGAGUUAUUGAAUUCUGUUCACUGAGUUGUGACAAGUUAAAUAAUAGAUAUGUGCACAUGAAAGAUGUGAAGUUGUAUGGCUUUUAAACCAAGUCAUGCAAGUUUGUGAUUGAAACAGCAAAGGAUCACUCUGCACUCUUAUUGUCAAGGUUAGAUAUCUCCACAGUUGCAAAAGAGCCAGACUUAAGUUCUGCUCUCGUCAUCUUUGGGUUUAAGGUCCUUUGUUAUAUAAUAAUGUUGUGACAGUUUACUCCAAUGGCUGAGGCCACAUUGUUAAAAUGAUGUCUGGGAGUGUCCCAGCAUCUGAACCCAGAACUUUUUAUGCUCCCAGUGUGGUUGAGCCUUAUGUUCACAGUUUCAGCAACAACACUAACACAUGCAGACACACACACAGUUAAAUGAAACCUAAGAGAAUCUUUUCUGAGUCUCUUAAAUGAGGAAAAUAAUAAUAUGAAAGAGUCCAACCACCUAAGGUGGGUGUCACAUAUACAAAUUAAGCUGAUGGCUUUGCAUUGACUCAAGUUCUCUGUUUUUAAUAGCUUACCAGGUAGAGUGCCUGACUAUUACUAUACAGGGUAGGGCAAAAGUAGUUUUACAGUUGUUUGUAUGGAAAAUAAUACAAUAAAUAAUAAAUAAGAAUAAACUUUGUAUUUCACAUACAACUUUAACCUUAAUUUUGCCCUACGUGCAUAAUGAAGUCCACUGGCUUGACUUACAAGUUCAACCUAGACCACAUUCCUAGACCAUCACGGAUUUAGGAGCAGAUUCUUCUAGAAAUUAAACCUCCAGAAACUAGAUAUUAGAAUGCUAGAGACAGUUUCCCAUAAAAACAAUCAUAUUGACUCAUGGAUAUAAGAUUGUAGCUCCAGUUUCAGUGAGUUGCUAUGUCUACUUUACAUACAACAGGGAGGUAGCAGAGAAUCCUGCUGCCUGAUGUCACCUCUGGUGACUGAGUGUAGUGUGUGUCAAGUCAGCAGCACAAUUAUCAAAUCUGACAGUUGAGCUCAGGAUUACCACCAGAUUAUUUACUAUACCCAUUUGUAAAGCAGUUUAGAAACAAAUUAAACACGGAAGAUGAAUUGCCUUCCUGUCUCUGGAAAUGAGAUAUCUUUCACUUUCAGGAUUAAGCAUUGUUGCUGUUUUCUAGGCACUCUAUUCAUCACAUUGUAAACAAUAAUGUGUGUUGUAAGUGUGCAGGUAUUUGAGGGAUUGAGAUAGUUUGUCAAGUAAACCUCUUCAGUGUACCAGUUUGUGGACAGGAUGCAGGGCAUGUGGAUGGCAGUGAGAUAUCCUGCCUUGAGACCUUGCUGGAAGCUUGGUGAGACACAUCUCAAUAAGCACACGGAGGUAGGGUAAUGGACAGAACAAGCAGCUCCACCUGAGCAGUACAAAGAAGGAUCUCAGCCCUGCAAAGUGAUCCAGGUAGGGCCACCACUAUGGCUUCAUUUGUCACCCAAGCUCCAACCACAGAGAGUUUGACAAGUUUGUGUUAUGACGUUGGCUUGGCUUUGUAUGUUUAUUUAACUUUGGAUUUUUUAGUGGUUUUGUCACAUUAUUGUCUUAGUUUCAUAGGUAGGAUUGAUUUGAAAAGGUUAUAACUAGUAUGGUCCUCAGGAUAGAAUUUAGCCACAAGCAUGUUGUUAGCCAGCCUGUAGACUGUUAAUUAUUUAAUAACCUCAUUGGGAAAAUACUAGUAGUUUAUAUUUGGAUGAUAUAAUUGGAAAAGCAGAUUAGCUGCUGUUAAACUUUUGAAAGACUUGAGGUUGGGAUGCCUUUUUUCCAUAUAACGACAUAAAAAGAUUCAAAUCUUCAGUCAAUAACCAAGUUGCUAAAUUAAGAACCAUUUGCUAAAAUGUGUUUUGUUGAAUUUUCAAGUGAAUGGAUUUUCAUUUGGACAUUACAUUAUUAAAUGCAUUGGGUUGGAUCUACAUUGGAAAGAUACUUGUUUUAUUGUAUCUUUCCCAAAGGUUUUUAAUUCAUAUUUUCUUUUGUUUAAUGCAUCCCAGAGGUUGAAGUUGGGUUAUUAAGUUGGAAAGAAUUUUUUAAGGCAAAAUCAAUUUAGCUGUGAGGGUAAAACCCUCAUGUACUUGUCAACAGACAUGAUAAAAGUCAUCUGGAUGAGUUGGCAGGUGGAAGAACCAAACUGGAUCACUGGGUAGGACAACUCAGUAAGGCAAUGAACUUCUUGCUUAGAGAAGCAUCACCAUACCUAUUAAGGAAAUGUGUGGUGAGGUGAUAUAGCUACACAAUAUCAAAGUAAUGGGUUGAUUCAGUGCCCCUAAAUUCAAUUCUGUGGGGAAAAAUAUUGAGCCAGUUGUCACUGCUAUGUUAUGCAACUGGCAGACUAAAUUCUUCUUCUUCCUCCUCCUCUUCUUCUUCUUCUUGUUCUUGUUCUUGUUCUUCUCCUUCUCCCCCUUCUUCUCUUUCUCCUUCUUCUUCUGUUCUUUAUUGUUGUUGUAGUCUCUCAUUUCCACUUGCACAGCCUUGUUCUCAUAAUUAAACUCUGAUUCAUUUUCUCUUUGGUGUUAAUAAACUGCAACAAUAGAAAUGGCA
Miniopterus natalensis is the source of this 8359-nucleotide messenger RNA. NCBI's taxonomy places the organism in Eukaryota, Metazoa, Chordata, Mammalia, Chiroptera, Miniopteridae. The record is from RefSeq and is a predicted model, not a curated record.